CCUCUGUGUGUUUGUGUAUCCAGCAUGAUUAUUGACACUAGCUCCACCCCACAGCUCUGUGUUUAGGUUAAAUCUUCGAAGGCUGCUUGGAGAGACAGAUGCUCUUCGUGCAUGCUGACAGCAUGGACUCCAGACCUUCUCUGACUGAAGAUGAUUUCUCCUGUCCUGUCUGCUGUGACAUCUUCAGAGAGCCUUUACUCCUGGCCUGCUCCCACAGCAUCUGUAAGAGCUGCCUGAACACCUUCUGGCACCAGCGAAGAGUUCUAGAGUGUCCUAUCUGCAGGACGGUGUCCUCCACCCCUGUGCCUCCGGUGAACAUCGUGCUGCACAACAUGUGUGAGGCGGUACUGAAGGAGCGCAACCGGCGGAUGUCAGUGGAGAUGGAGGGACUCUGCAGUAUACACCGUGAAGCUCUGACUCUCUUCUGUGUAAAGGAUCAGCGACCUAUUUGCACCAAGUGCAAGAACUCCAGAUUACACAGCAGGCACACUGUCAGCUCCAUACAGGAAGCAUCACAAGACCUCAAGGCACUCGAGAUGAAACUGAAGCCCUUACUUGAGAAAAUUAAAAUCUAUGAGGACUUCAAACAAUCCUGUAUUAAUACUGAAGAGCACAUUAAGAAGCAAAGCAAACACACAGAGGAAUUGAUCAGGAGGGAAUUCAAGAAGUUUCACCAGUUUCUCUGGGAUGAAGAGGAGGCCAGGAUCGCUACACUGAAAGAGGAAGAGGAGCAGAGAAGUCAGAUGGUGAAGAAAAAGAUUGACAAGAUCACAAUUCAAAUGUCUUGUAUCUUGGACACCAUCAAGGCCAUUAGGAAACAGACACAAGGAGAAGAUCUGCCAUUUCUCCUGAACUACAAUGCGUUACUUGAAAGAACUCAAGUUAAACUAGAAAAUCCAGAGAAAUUAUCUGGAGUUCUGAUCAAUGUGGCAAAGCAUCUGAGCAACCUGAGCUUCCAAGUGUCCGAGAAGAUGCACGGUUUUGUAAAAUACACCCCUGUGGUGUUUGACCCCAACACUGCCCACGCUGGCCUGAUAGUCUCUGAUGAUCUGAGCACAGUGACAUAUAAAGGCGAGGUUCAGCAGCUUCCUGAUAACUCAGAGAGGUUUGAGGGUUAUGUGAGCGUCAUAGGCUCUGAGGGCUUUAAUUCAGGCACACACUCCUGGGAUGUCGAGGUUGGAGACAACACAGCCUGGGCUGUAGGAGUCAUCUCUGAGUCUGUGUGUAAGCACAGAGAAAACCUCUCGCGGUUUGGUUUGUGGUAUGUGGGCUUCUGCAAUGACAAAUAUGGUAAAGGAUAUGCACCUGAGAUCCUGACGUUGUUGCGGGUUAGUGAGAAGAUCGAGAGGAUCAGGGUUGAGGUGGAUUUUAACAAAGGCAAGGUGAUCUUCACUGACUCGGCCCGGAACAUCUGUCUACACAUCUUCAAACAAACUUUUAGGGAAAGCGUUUUCCCUUACUUUUACAGUCACUGCAAACUCCAUCCUCUGAGAAUAUUACCAGUAAAGUCCUCUGUGACCAUUCAGAUGGACAGUUGAGAUAAAACAAGACACAAUGGCUUAACACUCAGUUAGAGCAGUGGCUCAGUGGUUAAUGCGUGCUUCUGACCCAGAACGUUAUGAGCUCAAGUCCCUGAAUUGGCAGCUUCCCACUGAUUGGUCCUUGAUCAAAGCCUGUAAUUCCUGCCAGAUACCUGCAUCAUACCUGUCUUUGUUUUCUAACAGCAUGACAUUUCACUGUACUGUAUAAACUUGUGUACGUGACAAUCAGGGAACUAAAAAAAUGAAAUGAUCAUAGAAUAGAAGUGUCAGGGACAAUUGUGGAGCUAUUAAUGUAAAUAAUGUGCCAGUGAAAGGUAUUCAGAAAUAAAGCAAUGAGAGGAUGUGUGUAAGAUUGAUUUUUUAUCACAAGCACAGGUUUACUCUGCUUCACACUACAUCUGACUACACUGUACUGUUUUACACUACCACUAAAUAUUAGAGUACUUUUCUUGUGACAAAUUGAAGUCAAAGUUAACCUCGCAGCUGUAGCUAUGCAGUAGAUGAUCCAGCAUCUUCACAGUGACAUAAACAAAUUUUGGUGAGUGACAAUUUGUUAUUACACAGAUUGUAUUUGCAUAUCCCCUACUCACACAAUUAGCCUCUUUACAUUUACAGAUAAUUCUUAAGUACACAUGGUCCUGCAACACCUGCUAAGGGACAUUCCUUCAGAAAGGAAGAUUCUGUCUCAGAACUGCAGGCUCAAAACAAAAUGCAGGUCAGAUGAUGACCAUUAAAAAACAUAAUGUCUGUGACAAAUUAUUGAUUGCAAAAUACAUGUGCUCUGAGAUACACAUAUGAGUCGGUCCGCCAGGACUACUCCUUUACAGUGCCUAUGACACACCCUACUUGUGAUUCCCAGCACAAUUUUUUUAGGAAAUUGUCUUGUGUCAGUCAUUCCACAGCAAAACAGAAGAUAAAGGAAACAUUAGAGCUCCUGUCAGACAAGUGUGACUUCCUCUGCAUGGUACGUCUGUUUUUGUAAGUGUGCUCAGCAUAACAUUAAAGUAAACACUGUCUGAGUUUGUUUUGUCAGUCAGGGUCAGAGUUAGGAUCGCAGUGACCAUGCACACAUUCACACAGUCAAAACUGGGGUCAUUGUAAGUACCUAAUAGCUCAAGUGGUUGAGGCUCUGAGAUGUUGAUUAGAAGAUUGGGGUUCAGACCGUAGUGCUGCAAAGCGUAGCCCUCAACUCCCCUGCUCGAUGGGUCCUGUAUCAUGGCUGACUCUGUGCUCUGACCCCAACUUCCAAAGCAAGAAUUUCACUGUGCUGUGACAAUAAUAAAGGCUUCUUCUUCUUCUACUAAAUUAACAAUGUGCCUCUCUUUGUAGCACAUGUUUAACAAGCUGAAGAUUCUCCACAAGAGGGAGCUAGUAACAUCCACUAACCUUUGUGUGACCACAGGCAAAGGACUGCGAUGCGGGGACAACAUUUCACAACAAUGAGACCGAAUCCUUAUUUACCCUAAACAAGGGUUUAACAUUUAGUUGUGUCUACCAGUGUUCUGCGUAGUAGAAGUAUCAAACAAAGAAGAAUAAAGCAAAUCAGUAUAAUCUUGAACAACUGUUUUACUAUUGUU
Messenger RNA from Hemibagrus wyckioides, 3118 nucleotides. Its product is annotated as E3 ubiquitin-protein ligase TRIM35-like. The coding region runs from base 99 to 1538 and encodes 479 amino acids. The transcript is spliced from 6 exons. The record is from RefSeq and is a predicted model, not a curated record. Lineage: Eukaryota; Metazoa; Chordata; Actinopteri; Siluriformes; Bagridae. Gene Ontology annotation, molecular function: protein binding; zinc ion binding.